Messenger RNA from Verticillium alfalfae VaMs.102, 582 nucleotides. RefSeq names its product integral membrane protein. The record is from RefSeq and is a predicted model, not a curated record. Gene Ontology annotation, molecular function: lyase activity. NCBI's taxonomy places the organism in Eukaryota, Fungi, Ascomycota, Sordariomycetes, Glomerellales, Plectosphaerellaceae. The coding region runs from base 1 to 582 and encodes 193 amino acids. The transcript has a single exon.
AUGGGUCUAGUUGACCUCUCUCCUGCACAUGUCCCCUCGUGGGUUGUGCCGACAUCUUUCGCACUCCUCGCUGCUGGCGCUCUCUGCUGGGAUGCAACAUACGUACUGCUCGCCAUCCGGAGCCGGCGGACGCACUCUUAUGGCAUGCCUCUACUAGCCUUGGCUCUCAACAUUUCCUGGGAGAUAAUCUUUGCCAUUGGCAUCGCCGAGCAACCUCUUGAGCGCAUCGGCUUCCUCGCCUGGCUUCUCCUUGACAUACCCGUCCUACAGGCGACCAUUCGCGCAGCGCCUCGAGAGUUUUCUCAUGCCCCGCUCGUCGCCCGCAAUAUUGUGCCUAUUCUCGCUUCCAUGGUCGCCGUCGGCUGCGCCGGAAACGCCGCGUUCGCGUAUUGGUUCUUUGCCGCUCCCGGUCGCGGCUCCGGUGAUAAGGCUGGCAAAUGGUGGCGCGGCGCCGAGGGCUACGACUGCACCGAGCUGGCGUUCUGGACAGCUGGCAUCGCGCAGCUGUCAGUGAGCGCAGGAUGUCUCGCCAUGCUUUUCGAGAGGGGCCACUCCGGAGGCACUAGCUAUGCAAUCUGGUGA